AUGAGUGCAAUCGACGCGUCGUACCCGGACGACACCAAGCACGAGGACGGUGUCCUCGGGCCUGCCCAGAUGCAGGCGCAGGCCGGCCGGGGCUUCGGGGAAGGGACCACCCUUGCCGAGACGGCGGAGCAGCUUGGCGUCGAUGAGAGGAAGCUGGUCCGGAAGUUGGACAUGUAUCUCAUCCCUUUUGUGAUGCUGUCGUAUCUCUUGAGUUUCCUGGACCGUGUCAACAUCGGCAAUGCGCGCCUGUACAAGAUGGAGGAGGACCUCGGGCUUGUGGGCAACCAGUUCCAGACCGCCGUGUCCAUCCUGUUCGUCACCUACAUAACGUUCGAGGUGCCGUCCAACCUGGUGCUCAAGAAGUUCACUCCGAGCCGCUGGCUCGCCUUCAUCACGACGUCCUGGGGCAUCAUUGCCACUCUGACCGGUCUGGUCAACUCGUACGGGAGCUUGAUCGCCUGCCGUGUCCUGCUCGGCGCUGUGGAAGCCGGUCUCUUCCCCGGCAUGAACCUUUACCUGACGCUGUUCUACACCAAGCACGAGCUCGCGCUGCGGGUUGGAUACCUCUUCGUCUCGGCGGCCAUCGCGGGCGCGCUGGGAGGGCUAUUGGCCUUUGGCAUCGGCAAUAUGGAUGGUCUUCAGGGCAUGCAUGGCUGGAGGUGGAUCAUGAUCAUUGAGGGCAUCCCGACGGUCCUGCUCGGCAUCUCCAUGUGGUUCUUCAUCCCCAACGACGCUCAGUCAGCCUACUUCCUGACCGAGAACGAGAAGAGGAUGAUGAUCAUCCGCCACGGCCGCGAGUACGGCAACACGACCAGCGCGCAGGAGUUCAGCAAGAAGGACAUGAUGAAGGCCUUCAAGGACUGGAAGGUGUGGAUCUUUUGCGCGUCGCAGUUUGGCGCCGACACUAUGCUUUACGGUUACUCGACUUUCCUGCCUACCAUCAUCAAGGGACUCGGCACUUGGUCGUCGGCCGAAGUGCAGCUCCUGACUAUUCCCUGUUACUUUCUUGGAGCGGCCAUGUAUAUGAGCGUCGCCGUUCUUUCGGACAAAUUCCAGAGACGCGGACUCUUCUGCGUCAUCUUUGGAACCAUCAGCGUGGUCGGAUACGGCAUCCUGAUGUCGAACACGCCUGCAGGAGUUCAUUACUUUGGCUGCUUCCUCAUCGCCGCAGGUCUGUACAUCCUCGUUGGUCUGCCACUCGCGUGGCUGCCCAACAAUUGUCCGAGGUACGGCAAGAGGGCUACGGCCAACGGCCUGCAACUGACUAUUGGUAACGCUUCCGGCAUCAUGGCGCCAUUCAUCUACACCAACGGGGAAGCACCUCGAUUCAUCCGGGGACACGCGGUGACCCUGUCGCUCGUGGGCAUGACGACCCUGAUCUACCUCUUCAUGUGGACCUACUUCUCGCGGGUGAACAAGCAGAGGGCUGCGGGCAAGAUGGACCCCAAGCACCAGGGCAUGAGUGACGAUGAGCUGGCCGAGCUCGGCGACGAGAGCCCCCACUUCCGCUACGUGAUUUGA
This is a messenger RNA of Thyridium curvatum, 1521 nucleotides long. RefSeq lists its product as uncharacterized. The record is from RefSeq and is a predicted model, not a curated record. Gene Ontology annotation, cellular component: membrane. Gene Ontology annotation, molecular function: transmembrane transporter activity. Gene Ontology annotation, biological process: transmembrane transport. The transcript is spliced from 6 exons. NCBI's taxonomy places the organism in Eukaryota, Fungi, Ascomycota, Sordariomycetes, Thyridiales, Thyridiaceae. Bases 1 to 1521 code for a protein of 506 amino acids.